Messenger RNA from Sinocyclocheilus rhinocerous, 412 nucleotides. RefSeq names its product nicastrin-like. The transcript is spliced from 4 exons. Gene Ontology annotation, biological process: protein processing; Notch receptor processing. Lineage: Eukaryota; Metazoa; Chordata; Actinopteri; Cypriniformes; Cyprinidae. The annotation marks the transcript as partial. Gene Ontology annotation, cellular component: plasma membrane. The record is from RefSeq and is a predicted model, not a curated record.
CAAUAAACUGCGUUAAACUUCUGAUCACCGCUUUAUUUUACACAUGCGUGUGCUCCAGCUCAGUGGAACAGAAGAUCUAUGUUGAGCUCAAUGAAACGGUUCCUUGUGUCCGACUGCUGAACGCCACGCAUCAGAUCGGCUGCCAGUCCUCUAUGUCUGGAGAUACUGGAGUCCUCCAUGUGCUGGAGACAGAAUCAGAUCUGGACUGGAUUCUCAGCUCAGGACCACAUCCUCCGUACAUAGUGAUCAUGGAGACGGCCUUCUUCAACAGGUCGGUCAUGAUGAGGAUGAAGAGCUCGUCCAGAGUGGCUGGAGUCGCUGUGAUCGUCUCAAAAACAGGCCUUGCUGAUAAUUUCUCACCUCACACGACCUGCCCCAACCAGAACACAGGUGAGUGUGAGAGUGAGAGAGA